Molecule: messenger RNA, 835 nt
Organism: Melanaphis sacchari
Lineage: Eukaryota; Metazoa; Arthropoda; Insecta; Hemiptera; Aphididae
Gene: RpL10Ab
Product: 60S ribosomal protein L10a
Exons: 4
Coding region: 122-775 (217 amino acids)
Biological process (GO): translation
Cellular component (GO): large ribosomal subunit
Molecular function (GO): RNA binding; structural constituent of ribosome
Source: RefSeq, a predicted model, not a curated record
AUUUCGUAGAUGAAAGAAUUAAAACGCUAGAUGCACCAUAACCUAAAAUUUCUUUUCGGAAGUGUAUCGCGUUCAUUUUCUCACUCGUGUCUUUUGGUGAACGUUACUAUACAAUCACAACAUGUCGUCGAAAGUAUCUAAAGAUACAUUGUAUGAGGCCGUCAACGAGGUGUUGAGCCAGGCCAAGACACACAAGAAAAACUUUUUGCAAACGGUCGAAUUGCAAAUUGGUCUUAAGAACUACGAUCCACAAAAGGAUAAGCGUUUCUCCGGAACCAUUAAAUUGAAGCACAUCCCUAGGCCCAAGAUGAAGGUGUGCAUUCUUGGUGACCAACAGCAUUGUGAUGAAGCCGAGGUAAAUAAGGUGCCAUUCAUGGAUGUUGAAGCCUUGAAAAAACUCAACAAGAAUAAGAAGUUAGUAAAGAAAUUGGCCAAACGAUAUGAUGCGUUCUUAGCCAGCGAAGCUCUUAUCAAACAGAUCCCACGUUUGUUAGGACCAGGUUUAAACAAAGCUGGUAAGUUUCCUGGUCUUUUGUCCCAUCAAGAAUCAAUGAACAUGAAAAUCGAUGAAGUUAAAGCCACCAUCAAGUUCCAAAUGAAAAAGGUAUUGUGUCUGUGUGUUGCUGUUGGCCAUGUUGACAUGAAAGCUGAUGAAUUGGCCCACAACAUCCAUCUUUCAAUCAAUUUCUUAGUUUCAUUGUUGAAGAAACAUUGGCAAAAUGUUAGGUCGCUGCACAUCAAGUCAACAAUGGGACCCCCACAACGUUUGUACUAAUGUGUGAUUCAAUUUUUAAUUUUUUAAAUAAAGACCACAUUAAUUUCAAAGUUGAAAUAA